Molecule: messenger RNA, 2276 nt
Organism: Melanotaenia boesemani (Boeseman's rainbowfish)
Lineage: Eukaryota; Metazoa; Chordata; Actinopteri; Atheriniformes; Melanotaeniidae
Product: lysophosphatidic acid receptor 4-like
Exons: 1
Coding region: 114-980 (288 amino acids)
Biological process (GO): phospholipase C-activating G protein-coupled receptor signaling pathway; positive regulation of Rho protein signal transduction
Cellular component (GO): membrane
Molecular function (GO): lysophosphatidic acid receptor activity
Source: RefSeq, a predicted model, not a curated record
UUCACAUAGACAGGAGCAGAAGAAGGAACUACUGAGUCGUGGACUGAGCUACAUUCAGUAACAGAUACGGAAAUAUUAUUCUUCCCUUCGGUGGACAAACCAUCAAUAACAAUAUGACAGAGCUGGUUUAUGCUGGGUAUUUUGGCUGCAUCCUGGUGUUGGGUCUUUCUCUCAAUGUUGUGUCGCUGUGGAUCCUGCUUCGUCGACACAGCCUCAGAUCAUCCAAUGCCGUCUUCAUGGUGAACCUGGCUAUCUCAGACCUGCUGCUGGUCAUCACCUUGCCGUUUAGGGUCUACCUUUAUGCUACAAACAGAUGGCCUCUGGGAAAAAACGUGUGUGUCUUCUUUACAAUUCUCUUUCGCAACAACUUUCGCAGCAGCUCCAUCUUCAUCACCUUCAUCAGCGUGGACCGACUGCUGGCUGUGGUUUAUCCUCUGAGGUCGCGACACCUUCGAACCAUAUCAAAUGCCUGGAAAGGUGUUGUGUUCACUUGGCUAUUUCUGGUGGUGUUGAGUAUCCAGGAGUCUUUGGAAUUUCAUAAAAAACUUCAAAAUACAAACCAGACUGAUACUAAUAACACUUGUUUUGAAUCUGCUGUGAAGGCAGGUCCAAAACACCCAUUAGUUUACUUUCGAGCUGUGUUAGAGCUGGUAAUGUUGGCAGUCAACAUUGUAUGCACUGUUUUGGUAUCUUGGACUCUGCGCGGACAUCUCAGUGACUCUGCAAGGAUCAACAACAGGAUGAAUGUGAUGGUGAUUUUUGUCCUGAACUUGGUGAUGUUCAUCGUAUGUUUCCUUCCUUUGUCACUGGGUGUAAUUAUAGUUAAAAACAGUUCUGAUCUCAGGCCUUUGAUAUGUAUUGCAUGUGUGAACUGCUGUCUGGAUCCAUUGUUGUAUUACUUUUCUCUUGAUGCCUUCUGGAAGAAAAAAGAAGAGGUGGAUGUGUCAAGAGAACCAAGGACAAGGGAAACACAUUUGUGAGGUCUUACCUUGUUUUACAUUUGGACUUCAGUGUUUGUAUUGUACCAAGUUUUUUUGGCUUUUUGUUUGUUUUGUUUGUUUUGUUUUCUUGUUUUUUGUUGUUUUUUGUUUUGUUUUGUUUUUUUAAUCCCUCUUUCUUUUUAAAAGAAACAAAGAGUAACUGUUUUUCAGUCAAAUGUUUUGGAGCUUAGAUGUAGACAGAGAAAAUGUGCUUAUAGGUUGCUAUUCAAGGCUGGCUUUGGAGAAAAGACUAUUUCUUUUAAGUUAGCACUACUGCCAUUUAGACAUGUCUCUUGCCUAGUAGCUGCUGGGAUAGUCUCAAGCACCCCCACAGCCCUGCACUGGAUUAAAUGGAAAGAGGCAACAGAUAAAUGAAUGGCACUACAAUAUAUUGGGAGUUAUGCUACUUAAUCGUAUUGAAAAGAGUCAUUGUCAUUCUCAUGGUAGCAUUAAAUUAAGCAGUAAAGUCUGCAGCACACAUAAAAAGUGCAGAAAAAAACAUUUGAUUUUAACUGUAGAGACAACCAUUGAGUUAAAGCACUGCAAAUAUGUGGAUUCUACAGGGAAUUUGUGAUUUUCUACUUGCCGAAUGCUCAUCGUACUGUACUAUGAAUACAGAGCUACAGCCAGAAAAGCCCAGCAUGAGGGUAAGCAGGUAAUCUGGCUCUGUUUAAGGGUAAAGAUAAACAAUUUAAUUGGCUGUGGAGGGCUGCAUUGGGACUAGGAUCCUAUUGGACCUGAUGCAAAUCCAAAAUCUGAUUGGAAUUGUGGCUUCAUGCUAAUAUUUCAGACUUAAUUAAGUUAAUGCUCAUAUCUCAGUCUUUCAUUGUUUCCUUACUGCUAUUACUAUUUGGUUUUUAUAAAUAACAUAUUAACAUGUUCAGUUUUCAGAUCUCUCCAUGAGAUUUGUAAUUAUUCUGUGACAUGAUUCUUUUAAAACCAAAACUGAUAUUUUUUUUACACUCAGAUAUUUGGAUGGAUUGAAGAAAUAAAAUGUAAUGAUUAUUGGUUUUUCAUGUCGUAGUCUAUUUUCUGAGCUGUUUUCUUUUCUUUCUGUUUUUUUUUUUUUUUUUUUUUUUAGUCAGCUAAAAAGAGUUGGAGUUUCAUGUUCGGUGAUAGGAGUGACAUUAAUCUCCUUGUUGAAGUAUUGGACAGGAAAAAUGAAUCCCUUAAGCAUGUUAAACACCAACUGUAUAGAAAAUGUUUCACAUAGUAUUCGUUCAUUUUAAUCUAUUUUUUUUUUUAAAGAUUUCAGUAUGUUUUGUUUGUUUAUUUUUUCUUUUUAAUUAACAUAAU